Molecule: messenger RNA, 786 nt
Organism: Papilio polytes (common Mormon)
Lineage: Eukaryota; Metazoa; Arthropoda; Insecta; Lepidoptera; Papilionidae
Gene: MED20
Product: mediator of RNA polymerase II transcription subunit 20
Exons: 4
Coding region: 151-777 (208 amino acids)
Biological process (GO): regulation of transcription by RNA polymerase II
Cellular component (GO): mediator complex
Molecular function (GO): transcription coactivator activity
Source: RefSeq, a predicted model, not a curated record
CUUUGUCCCGGAUCCCGGUUGUUUUUGGAUGUUUGGUAUUGGUAUACUUAAGCGUUUUAUUUCUUUUUUAUCAAUGAAAUAAAUGUUUACAGUUGUUUCAACAUAUUUUUAAAACACGAGGCAUAACCACGAACACAUGCAAAGUUAAAAAUGGGAGUUACAGUUUUGCAGCAAUAUCCAGUGCCGGAGAACAAAACCGGUACAUAUGUUAUUGAGCUACUUACGAAACGGAUUCUAGCAUUGGGUGCAUCACAACAAGGACAAUUUUUGGUGGAUUGUGAAAGUUACUUGUCUCAUCCUCAGAUGGGAACAACGAAAACAGUUCACAUACUCCACAACUCGGAACAACCUGCUUCAGUUUUCUCCAUCUUAGAAAGUGGUACAAAAAACAUACAUGUGAUAGCAGAUGGCUUAUUUGAUUUGCUAAUGAUGAAAUUAUCUCAACACUACACAUCGAAAAAGCAGACGAAAAUAGAGAGCAAAGGUCCUAGAUUUGAACUGGAAGACUUCUGUGUAAAACUCGGCUCUGUAACAAUGAAUCAGAAUUUUAAGGGUAUAUUAAUUGAGGUGGAAUAUAGACCAUGUGUGAUGGCGAAUGCAGUCUGGGGCUUGCUGCGUGAGUUUCUCCAAGGUCUGCUCGGACCCACAGUACCAGUACAGCCUCCGCAACACUUGAUGAGCAGGAUGAACGAAAUAUACACACCUAUUGAUACUAUCUAUCAAUAUUUAGAACAUUUUAGUGCAUACAGAAAGGUUACUGGGAUGAGAAAUAAUUAAAAGUUAAAA